AUGGAAUAUAAAAUAAUCUGUAGAAUAUGCAGUAUGCCAAUUACGAUAAGUGUUCUUAAAUUACAUAACGAAGCUUGUAAAACAUAAGCUGAGUUUAGAAAAGAGGAGAUCAAAUUGAGUUUGUAAGUAGCUAAAAUUUGUGAAAAAGCUUAUAAAAAAAAGCACUAAAUUCAUACAAAGGGAUAAAAAUAGUAUUAUUGUUUUAUCUAAAUAGUCUUAAUUCUCUUAGAUUGAUAUGGGAUUAGAUGUCAUAUGAGUAUACUUAGGAAAUUUAUUGGGAAUAUAAGUUACUAUAACUCUUAAUUUCUUAUGGGGAGAGAACAUUAAAUUAGGAGGUUGAUAUUAAAUGUAAUUAAAUAAAUCACUAUUUUAGAUCAUCUUAUUUCUCAAAAAGAAUUUAUGUAAGCCUAACAAAUAAUAAGUAACCCUUAUAUUUUGAAUUUGAUAGAGCAAAUGAAUAGACUUAUAAAAUAAAGAUUGAAUUUAUGUUAUAAAAGUAAGAAGUAUUCAAAGAAUAUAAGUUAAAUUUCAAACCAUUCCAAGCAUAUCUUUUAGAAUAAGCAAGUUCAGUAAAGACAAUCCAAAAUCAAAUAGUAAGAAUAAUAACAGAAUGAAUUAAUUUUCUGAAUAUUUAAACUCUUCAAAGUAUAAAUUUAUGACAUCAAUCAAGUUUUUCCGAAGAUACACAAUCAGAUAAUAAAAGUAUUUCUCAAUCAGAUACUCCACUUAAAUCUAUAUCUAUAAUUAAUAAUUUUAAGAAAUAAGUUAAACUAUCCAAACUCUUUUAAAGACAAUCAACUUUUUCAUCAGAAGAAGAAUAGAAUUUAGAAAAACCAAAACUUAGAUAACAAAUAAAAAAGAAAAGUUAUUUUUCGAAAAUAGGAAGUUCAGAUAGUGAAACAGAUGAUAAUACUAGUAAUAUUAUACAGGAUAAUAAAUUUAUAAAUAAGUAAAAUGAUUUGAAUUUUGAAUCUAUCUGUUUUCUUGAAUUUUAAAGAGGAUAAUAUUCAGAUACUGAAAUUAUCAAAUUAGAUAUUAGAAAUAAAAUAAAGGAAAACAAUGUUGGUUUAAAAGACUUUAUUUUUAUAAGAUAAAUAGGAUAAGGAGCUUAUGGUAAUGUUUUUUAAGUAAAAAGAAAAGAAACUGGAGAUUUAUAUGCAAUGAAAAUAAUUAAUUGUUGUAAUAAACAAUUUGAAAGAUUAUUAGAAUAACUUAAAUAAGAAAGAAAUAUAUUUGAAAUCUUAAGUGGUGAAUAUGUAGUAAAGGCUUAUUAUUCUUUUUAACAUGGAUCAUCUUUAUGUUUUGUUUAAGAAUUAUUAAUAGGUGGAGAUUUUUCUAAAAUUCUUAUAAAUGAAGGAGUAAAUAAUACUGAUUAUUUUAGGCUUUUGAUGAGAAUAUAGCUCGACAUUAUUUUUCAGAGAUUUUAAUGGCUUUGGAAUAUUUACAUAAUAAUGAUAUUGUUCAUAGAGAUUUAAAACCAGAAAACAUACUUUUAGAUUAAUAAGGACAUAUAAAAUUAGCAGACUUUGGUCUUAGUGAAUUGGGAAUUAAUAAAAAAAUGAUUAAGAAAUGUAGUCAAUAAAAUUUUACAGAAAGUGAUUCAUCUCUAUCCCCUAUUUAUUAAAUGAAAAAAAGUUAAUCAUUUCGAACAUCUAAAAUUUUAUAAGAAAAUGCUAAAAUAAGAAUUAUAGGAACUCCAGAUUAUAUUGCUCCAGAAAUAAUUAGAGGCUAAUCUUUUUCUCAUAAAUCUCAAGAUUUUUGGGCACUUGGAAUCAUUUUAUAUGAGUUUCUAGUUGGAAUUCCACCUUUUAAUGAUGAAUCUAUUGAUAAAAUUUAUUAAAAUAUAUUGAAUGGAAAUAUUGAUUGGCCAGAAUUAGGUGUUAAUUCAGAUGAUUAAAUUUCAGAAUAAGCUUAUGAUCUUUUAAAAAAAUUAUUACAUCCAGAUUACACAUAGAGAUUAGGAUAUGGUUCUAUUGAUGAAAUCAAAAAUCAUCCUUUUUUAGCAUCCAUUAAUUGGGAAUAAUUAAGAAAUACUCCUGGUCCAAUUAUUCCUUAGAUAAAUUAAAAUUCUUAACCUUUUGAAAAUGUGGCUGAAAAAGUUUAAAAAUAUUUAAAUAAAGGAGAAACAAAAUAAAUUCAAAUUAUUUAUAAAUUAUAAGAAGAAUUAGAAUAUUUGGAAAGGAUUGAUUUGUUGGUGGCUAAGAAUGAAAAUGAGGCUUAAUUGAUUUUAUAAUAAUUAUAAUCAUUUUCAUGA
Molecule: messenger RNA, 2254 nt
Organism: Paramecium sonneborni
Lineage: Eukaryota; Ciliophora; Oligohymenophorea; Peniculida; Parameciidae
Source: the annotation of a GenBank genome assembly